Molecule: messenger RNA, 789 nt
Organism: Papaver somniferum (opium poppy)
Lineage: Eukaryota; Viridiplantae; Streptophyta; Magnoliopsida; Ranunculales; Papaveraceae
Product: dehydration-responsive element-binding protein 1B-like
Exons: 1
Coding region: 79-789 (236 amino acids)
Biological process (GO): regulation of DNA-templated transcription
Molecular function (GO): DNA binding; DNA-binding transcription factor activity
Source: RefSeq, a predicted model, not a curated record
CAGAUUCAAACGUAACUGAAAUUGAUCACUCUAUCACAAUAAUACACUCAUUUAACUGUACUUCAUCACUACCUGGGUAUGAAUUUUGAACACUCUUUGGAGUAUUCGCUUUCUUCAUCUUCAACAUCAAGCACAGAUCAAAGCUUAUUUUCUUACAACAGUUUAGAAUCAGACCACACUUCUUCAUCGCCAUCAUCAUCCCUACUGCAUUUAGUGUCACAUAAGAAAACCUCAGGAAGAAAGAAGUUUAAAGAAACUAGACAUCCAAUUUACAGAGGAGUUAGAGCAAGGAAAAAUGAUAAAUGGGUUUGUGAAGUUAGAGAACCAAACAGUAAAUCAAGAAUUUGGCUUGGAACUCAUUCUAGUGCAGAAAUUGCAGCCAGAGCUUAUGAUGUUGCUGCAAUAGCUCUGCGAGGAAAAUCAGCUCCGUUAAAUUUUGAAGAUUCAUUGUGGUUGUUACCUCGCGCUAAGUCAUCAUCUGCUAAAGAUAUUCAAUUGGCUGCUUCCGAAGCCGUCCGUGCAUUUCCGUUCCCUAAUUCUAAGAAAUCUUCUCCCGUUGCAAAAAAUUCAUCCAAGUCCGUUACAUCUGAAUCAACCAAACAGACGGUUGAAAUUACGGGGAAAGUCUCUGAUAUAGCGACGUUUUUCGAUGAAGAAACGUUGUAUAAUAUGCCAGCACUUAUUGCCAGCAUGGCUGAAGGGAUGUUACUUGAUCCACCACAAGAGGGGUACUAUUUCGAUGAUGUGGAGUAUAACGUGGACAGCAAUUUGUGGACUGAAUGGGAUUAA